AUGAAUGGACGCGGACGGACGGACGGACGUAAAAGCGACAUGGGUAACGUGCGCGUAUACUGCCGCGUGCGUCCGCAGAAUGCCAAGGAGCUCACGAUGACAGCAGCUCAGCGCUGUGUCUUUACAGAUACCGUGGAGAUCAAAGUCAAGACGAAUGAUGGCAAUCCACAGCAAUUCACAUUUGACCAUGUGUUUGGAGAAGAGGACAACCAGGAGACAGUGUUCGAGAACGUGGCUCGUCCAGUCGUCCAAGAUAUUAUGGAUGGGUACAAUGCUACUAUUUUUGCUUACGGUCAGACAUCGUCAGGUAAGACGUACACGAUGGAGGGAGCCAACAUUGAUCAUCCAGAGUUGCAGGGCAUCAUUCCGCGCACAGCGACCGAGAUCUUUGACAACGUCAUGAAUGCCGAUGAGAACAUGGAGUUUAUCGUGAAAGUGAGCUACAUUGAGAUUUACAUGGAGCGCAUUCGCGACCUGCUCGAUCCGUACAAGUCCAAGAUGAAUCUUCAAGUCCGUGAAGACGCACAGCGCGGCAUAUUCGUCGAAGGCAUGACAGAAAUGUGUGUGACGAGCGACGAGGAACUGCUGGCUGCUAUGCGAGCAGGUGCAGCUAACCGUGCGGUGGCAGCGACAGGAAUGAACGAGGGGAGUUCUCGUAGCCAUAGUGUCUUCAUGGUGACGCUAUUCCAGCGCAAUCUCGAAAACCAAGCCACAAAAGCUGGCAAAUUAUACCUCGUGGAUCUUGCUGGCUCUGAAAUGGUGCGCAAGACUGGCGCAACGGGCCGUCAGCUUGAAGAGGCAAAGACGAUCAACAAGUCGCUAUCAGCACUUGGCAUGGUCAUCAAUGCCCUCACAGACUCACAUGCGACCCACGUGCCAUAUCGAGACAGCAAGCUUACCCGCGUGCUGCAGGAGUCGAUCGGUGGUAACUCGCGCACGGCAUUAAUAAUCAACGUUUCACCAAGCAGCUUCAAUGCAUCAGAAACGAUUUCUACGCUACGAUUCGGUAUGCGUGCCAAGUCGAUUACAAACAAGGCAGUGGUCAACGAACAGCGCAGUGUUGCUGAGUACGAAGCACUACUUGCUGCGGCCGAGAGGAAGAUAGCAAAGCAGCAGACAUAUAUUAUCGCACUGGAAGCCAGAGUUUUGACGAGGGACGACCCAGAUGGAGAAAGUGACGCUGAAGCUAUCGCUGGCGCCGCAGCUUCAGGUGAAUAUGCUAAAACUAAACCUGACAGAGGUGUCGGCGUGAUUGGCGUGGAGCUGGAAGUGCCGGAUACUGCAAUUGAUAAAUCGCCACCAUCAUCAUCGGCUCGAGCAGGGCGUGCACUAGCAGAAUUGCAGGAGAAAGUGACCCAGCUCGAUGAAGAGCUGGCUGAGGAGCGUCAAGAAUCGAUGCGACGCGGGGAGGAGAUCCGGUUGCUCACGGCUAAGCUUGAGGAGCACGCCCACGCACUCGAGACGCAGCGUGUGUUAUCGGAGGAAUUACAACGAGUAAAGGAACUACAAGCUACGACGUUGGAAGAGAAGAUACGCCAACGCGAGACUUUGAACUCGGACUUGCGCUCCGACUUCGAGAAACUCAAUUUUGAUCACAAGGAACUUCAAAUUCACUCGGAGACGAUUCAGAGCGAGUACGAUGCGCUCGUGCAGGAUAUGUCAGCACAAAGGGCGACUGCGGGUGGCGGUAAACUAGCAGCAGCAGCAGAAAUGAUUGCCCGAACAGACCAACAGUCAGCAGAGCAGAGGUUACAGAAUCGUGCAGGUGAGGAUGCUGCAGAGGGUCAGGAGCAUAAAUCGAGGAAUGAGUCGCCGACUGAGAACGCCGAACUAGGCACAGACCUGCAGCAGUACCUGGAUCUGAAGACCAAGUAUACGGCACUCGAAGCCGAACUGAGAGAGUAUGAGAAAGAGUACCUUGCGUUGAAACAAGCAACCGAUCACGAGAAGACUUGCCUGCAAGAAGACAUCGAUCGCAAAAUGACACGGAUCCAGAAUCUCGAAGCGCAGGCUGAUCGCGCUGGUACAUCAACCGGGGAGCUGUUGUCUCCACCCGGUAUCGCUACUGGCUCAAACAACAUGUCAGCGCGUGAACGGCAGCACAUGCGCUCGAUCCAGCAGAAGCUGGAGCAGCUCGUGGCAGUUCACCGGCAGUUGCUGCGAAAGUACGCGUCGCUCGAGUUGGAACUAUCGGAAGCGAAGAGGAAGCUGGCCCUGCGUGACGAUCGCAUCCGACAAGUGGAGGUCAACAAUCGCAUCAUGGCUGGUAACAUGCGAGCCCAAGCAGAGAAGCACGUGGAGGAGCUCACACAUCUUCGGGACCAAAUUGCAGAUUUCCGUGGUGCUCAGCGCUCGCACUUUGAGGCGCAGCUGAAUCAUACAAACGCUGCCCUUAUGGCUGCUAUGGGAAGCGCCGACACUGGUGUGAUCAAAACCCUUCGUGGUGGGUCCAUUUACAGUGGCGACGGUGUCAUUCGGCCGAUUCGUGGAGGACGUCGACGUAUACCACAGCAGAGCGAGGCAGCAGCGGGUACUACAAUGGGCGCUUUCAAAACUACUGCAGGAACGGUCGACGAUGGCGCACCAUCUCCAGGGUUUUUAACUCGUCUAUUCGGCAAGACGUAG
Molecule: messenger RNA, 2625 nt
Organism: Peronospora matthiolae
Lineage: Eukaryota; Oomycota; Peronosporomycetes; Peronosporales; Peronosporaceae
Source: the annotation of a GenBank genome assembly